GCGCACAAACCCAUUCGGUCGAGUCUCGAGUCCGCCGCACCAUCCGCAACACUAUAUAAGGAUCCUUCUCUCGGCUCGCCCGCAAAAAAAAAAAUAACCCUAGAACACUCCCCUCCUCCGCCGCCGCGCAGCUGCUUCACCGCCGCGCACCACCAUGGGAAUCGACCUCGUCGCCGGCGGCCGGAACAAGAAGACCAAGCGCACCGCGCCAAAGUCGGACGAUGUCUACCUCAAGCUUCUGGUGAAGCUCUACCGCUUCCUGGUCCGGAGGACCAAGAACCACUUCAAUGCGGUGAUCCUGAAGCGGCUCUUCAUGAGCAAGACCAACCGCCCGCCUCUCUCUCUCCGCCGCCUCGUCAAGUUCAUGGAAGGCAAGGAGAACCAGAUCGCUGUAAUCGUGGGCACCAUAACCGACGACAAGAAAGUUUAUGAGGUGCCGGCGAUGAAGGUAGCCGCGCUCAGGUUCACUGAGACGGCGAGGGCCCGCAUUGUGAAUGCUGGAGGAGAGUGCCUCACCUUUGACCAGCUGGCACUCCAUGCGCCUCUUGGUCAGAACACGGUUCUCCUGAGGGGUCCUAAGAACGCCCGUGAGGCUGUGAGGCACUUCGGCAAGGCUCCUGGCGUGCCGCACAGCCACACCAAGCCUUACGUCCGCUCCAAGGGAAGGAAGUUUGAGAAGGCGAGAGGGAGGAGGAACAGCAGAGGCUUCAAGGUCUAGGUCGUUAUAUCCUAUCACCAUGUAUUACACCACAGCUCUUGUUUGAGUUUGGGAGUUCUCGAAGUGUCAGGAUCGGAUAAAUUUUGUCGGGAUGUUAUGAGCUUUGUAUCAGAAAUUCACAUGUAUUUGAUCAAUGCACUGGCUAUCUCUGCUUCUACCUGGAUUUCCGACAGUCAA
Brachypodium distachyon (stiff brome) is the source of this 895-nucleotide messenger RNA. RefSeq names its product 60S ribosomal protein L18-2. Gene Ontology annotation, cellular component: cytosolic large ribosomal subunit; ribosome. Gene Ontology annotation, molecular function: RNA binding; structural constituent of ribosome. Lineage: Eukaryota; Viridiplantae; Streptophyta; Magnoliopsida; Poales; Poaceae. The record is from RefSeq and is a predicted model, not a curated record. Gene Ontology annotation, biological process: translation. Bases 155 to 718 code for a protein of 187 amino acids. The transcript has 5 exons.